AGGAUAUUACACAUUAGCUGGGCUCGUGCAGUUGCAGCGGCUUCCUCCGGAUAAAUCUCACCGGUUCCCCUCGCUGGCUGUCCCCCAUCAUGUUCAGAGCUGCCGUCCGACUGUCGGUCUCCGGUGCUCGGAGUUUAACUCGCACACAGCCAAGGUGCCAAGCUCCUCUGGCAUCAAGGUGUUACUCCCACGGGAAGCAGGAGACGGAUGAAGAGUUUGAUGCCCGCUGGGUGACAUACUUCAACAAGCCUGACAUCGAUGCAUGGGAGCUGAGAAAAGGGAUGAACACGCUGAUUGGGUAUGACCUUGUACCAGAACCAAAGAUCCUUGAGGCCGCGCUGAAGGCCUGCCGGAGAUUAAACGACUUGGCCAGCGCCAUCCGUAUCUUGGAGGCAGUAAAGGACAAGGCUGGGCCUCAUAAAGACAUCUACCCGUACGUGAUCCAGGAGCUUCAACCCACACUAAAAGAGCUUGGCAUCUCUACACCUGAGGAACUUGGACUUGAUAAAAUCUAAAUCAAUCUAAAGAUGGACGUGCCCAGGACAUAGAGCUCUUUAUUUAAAAAUUUGCCUCAAGUACGUUUGAAUCAAAUUUGGCCUUUAUUAGGUUGUUUUGCUUG
This is a messenger RNA of Cyprinodon variegatus (sheepshead minnow), 619 nucleotides long. RefSeq names its product cytochrome c oxidase subunit 5A, mitochondrial-like. NCBI's taxonomy places the organism in Eukaryota, Metazoa, Chordata, Actinopteri, Cyprinodontiformes, Cyprinodontidae. The coding region runs from base 90 to 515 and encodes 141 amino acids. Gene Ontology annotation, cellular component: mitochondrial inner membrane. Gene Ontology annotation, biological process: mitochondrial electron transport, cytochrome c to oxygen. The record is from RefSeq and is a predicted model, not a curated record. The transcript is spliced from 5 exons.